Molecule: messenger RNA, 3726 nt
Organism: Grammomys surdaster
Lineage: Eukaryota; Metazoa; Chordata; Mammalia; Rodentia; Muridae
Gene: Tollip
Product: toll interacting protein
Exons: 6
Coding region: 154-978 (274 amino acids)
Biological process (GO): ubiquitin-dependent protein catabolic process
Cellular component (GO): cytoplasm
Molecular function (GO): ubiquitin conjugating enzyme binding; ubiquitin binding
Source: RefSeq, a predicted model, not a curated record
GCCGGGGUGGGGCGAGGCGGGGCGACUGUCAGCUGACUGAGGAGCCGACUGCCUCGCGGGACAACGGUCGGCCACGCAGGUUGUGGUGGGAGCGGAAGAGCUCUCCCGGCGGGUUACUGUGCAGUCGGCGAGGCAGAGGGCCGCCGCAGCACCAUGGCGACCACCGUCAGCACGCAGCGCGGGCCGGUGUACAUCGGUGAACUCCCCCAGGACUUCCUCCGUAUAACACCCACACAGCAGCAGCAGCAGAUCCAGCUGGAUGCCCAGGCAGCCCAGCAGCUGCAGUAUGGAGCAGCAGUUGGCACUGUGGGUCGCCUCAGCAUCACUGUAGUACAGGCAAAAUUGGCAAAGAAUUAUGGAAUGACUCGUAUGGACCCUUACUGCCGUCUGCGUCUGGGCUAUGCUGUUUAUGAAACUCCCACAGCACACAAUGGCGCCAAGAACCCUCGCUGGAACAAGGUCAUUCAGUGCACAGUGCCCCCAGGGGUGGACUCAUUCUACCUUGAGAUCUUUGAUGAGCGAGCCUUCUCCAUGGAUGACCGCAUAGCUUGGACCCACAUCACCAUCCCCGAGUCCCUGAAGCAGGGCCAAGUGGAGGACGAGUGGUAUAGCCUGAGUGGGAGGCAGGGCGAUGACAAGGAGGGCAUGAUUAACCUGGUCAUGUCCUACACGUCCCUCCCAGCUGCCAUGAUGAUGCCACCUCAGCCUGUGGUCCUGAUGCCAACUGUGUACCAGCAGGGUGUUGGCUAUGUGCCCAUUGCAGGGAUGCCUGCUGUCUGCAGCCCUGGCAUGGUGCCUGUGGCCAUGCCCCCACCAGCUGUGGCUCCUCAGCCUCGCUGUAAUGAGGAGGACCUCAAGGCUAUCCAGGACAUGUUUCCCAACAUGGACAGGGAAGUAAUCCGUUCUGUGCUUGAAGCCCAGAGAGGGAACAAAGAUGCUGCCAUCAAUUCCUUGCUGCAAAUGGGUGAAGAGUCCUAGACCCACCUGUGGCCUUUGGCUUCACACCACUGACCCUUGGACUUGUCCAUCCAGGGCUCCCCAGGGUCACCAUCCCCACAAGAUUCCAAUGAAAGAUCAUCCACAUACCCUUCCUUGGACAUCUGCGCCGCCCCUUCCCACAUAUUUUGGGGAUGCAUGUGGAUUUUUGGUUCUAGGCAGGCAGUCCUCUUCAUUGUUGCUGGGGGACAGUUCUCUCCUUGUCUCUAGCUGGGUGAUGGUGGCAUGGCCCUGUUAUUGCACAGACCAGUGGUCCUGUUUGAGGACCUGCAUCUCCUGUCUUCACCUUAUUCUGGAAUACAUUCUCACAGAAAGUAACUGCCUCUGCCAGGAUUCUAGAAACUGUACAGCAUCCUUCUGAGUUGAUGGAUGGCAUGGAGUUAGUUACUCAGCCCAGCUGAGAUGGUUGUUGAGGGUGCACUGAGUUUGUGUGCCCUUAUUUACAGGUUAUUUUAGAACUUUCAAGCUAAAAGCUCCUUCUCUCCUUUGAUGUUGUAUAUGAGUCUGGGCCUCUCAGCUAGUCCUAGGCCAGUGAGAUAUGCUUCCCAGCCAUAUCCAGCAGGUCUCUAACCUCCUGUCUAGCUUACCUGCCACUGUCUGGCUAGGCUUCAGCCACAGAAAUCCAACUUGAAAACAGAAGGUGUCUGGACCUGGUGCUUGGUUGGCAAGGCCCCACGUUGGCUCUCACUGCUGGAGGCUGCUUUUCACAUCCUCUUGUUUAGUACCAGCAUUGUGGGUCUUAUUCCAGCGGCUGUUCUUAUUGAUAGACCUUCAUCACAGACCCAAGAGUCAAGUGAAGGAGAUGGGUGGGUGUGGCACUCUGUGCUUACUACUAAAAUUCAAGCAUCGUGACACUACUGACCUGCAGUAUACUCUGUGGACCCAUACUGUAGCUUGGCUUGAGUGAUAAAAAUCUAUGCUUAAAUUAAACCUUCAUGGAGGUAGAGGUGCCUGUACCUGACCAGUGGAUAUUGUGUGUUAUAUUUUGGGUUGCAAACCUUUGAGCCCAUGACCUGGCUAUAGAUCUGUUUAGGGAGAAGUUGGGUGGCACCUUGUCCUAAGAUUCAGACCUUGAAAGCUUUCUCAGAAUCGAUACACUGUACAGGUACUGUUAAGAAGCUAUAGAGCAUUGUCACAUGUUUAUGGUGUAACAGUUUUGCCUUACAUUGCAAUUGCUUUUUGUUUUUCUGAGAAUUUGCACAUCCAGUGUUUGAAUAUGUGAUCCCCCAAUAUGGGCAUGAAGGUGACUCCUAGCAGUUUGGACUAUUGUGAAGGACUUCAAGUAAGAAAAUUUAGUGCUUCAGUUUUGGUCUUUGCCUCCUAAAAACGCAGUAAAAUAUACUACUUUCUGUUUUCCAUGGGGGUGCUUUUUGUCAAAUAUAUUGUUCAUAAGUAUUUAUUUUUGUAAGCCUAAAGGCAGUAUGUGGUGACAGUGAGCAUGGGGUGGUGGUAACAAGCACUUUUCUUUAGUUGUAGGUCUUUAAACCUUUUAACUGCAAUGGAGAAGAAAGACCAAUGUUUGUUAAAUAGAUUCAACCACUCACUUUAACAUAACCAAGCACUGGAAGUCUCCAUUCUAGACUGUUGUGCGGCCUUGUGCUUGGUAAGCAGGUGCCCUAUUACAGGGUGGAUGAGUCAAGCAGGCAGGACCUCCUUAAGUGGUCUGCUUAGUGUUACCAGCAGAACAGGAACUUCAACACCUGUCUCUAGGUCUCAGGUGUGGCUAUGUGCAUCAGCUUCUGCCUUAAGGAGGUAUGGGCUAGCACAGGGCCACUUUGUUCAUGUGAGAUUCUGUAAGGAGCAUCGAGAUUUGCUGCCAGCCCCUGAGCAGCCCCCACAGCACUCAGAGGCAGCAUUCACUAACUUGUGCUUGCUCACAUGAGGAAGAGUGAUGGUUUUAAGACAGAUUUAAGACUUGAGCUGAAACAGACUUCCCUUUGUCAUGAACAUUUUAUUUUUUUAAUAGAUUGAAGAAAGAUCACAUUUUAUAAGGCCUGAGUGAUACUCCACUCUCCUAGGUUUUGUGCUGUUUUGUCUUGGAUUUUCAUGCCAGCACCCAUCUAGUGCAAGGAAAGAGGCAGUGCUUGUCAGCACCUGUGCAGGUACCAAGACAUCAGAGCAUGGCUUGCUUAGCCUUCCAUCCCAUCCUGAAUCUUCUUGAGAGGAAAAGUCAUUUCUGGAAGGAGCUCAAAGGCAGAGGCCACAACGAGGCAGACAAGCUUCUGCAUGGGGACCAGGCUUUCACUGGGUGUCAUUGCUGCUCUGGCCAAGUUUGAAGAUUGGCGUAGGUAGCAAAAUUUCUCAGGUGUCCACUGGAGCCCCUGCCCUCAGGCCAGCUCUCGGUAGACAUGGGUCUAGGGAUGGCAUUGGCUGUUUUCUUCUCUGGACAUGUUGGUUGGCUGAAGUUGUACCCUGCUGCACGCUUGUGGUCUGACAUGGCCAGGGCUUGCAUCUCACCGUGUGAGUGAUGCUUACCUGAUGAGAGAAGAGCUGUGCGACUGGGCUCUGCCUCGCCUCCCAGCCACUCUUUACAGAGCUGGUAUCAUCUGGUACGCUGUCUGGAGGUUGGUGGGAAUGGUUCUCAGAACUCUUGUCUGCAGUUAUCUUGGGGAUGGGGGUCCAUGUCCAGAUUUUUCUUUGAUUAUAUGAUAUAUUUUUACUUUUCAGCCUUCUAAUUUAAUAAGUGGUCUAUAUAAAAUAGAAAAAUAAAGUCCUCUAAGGAAAUGUUUA